UUCUGUGCUUUACACAGUAUGGCCGGCGAUAUUAGCUAGCACUCGCUAACGGUAUUCUCUGUAAAAGGGAAGACGGUAACUCAAGAAAAUCAACACCUGGAUUGUUUAAAGGACUGUACCUCAAUUAAUUAUAUUUGAUCGAGGACGGACUAAUUAAGCUGUAAACGUUACAAACGACGUUUAAUAUAAUUGUUGGGUGUCUGUUGUCUCAUGAUGGAAGAAAACGGUGCACAUUUCUUCGAGGGGACCGAGAAGCUGUUGGAGGUGUGGUUCUCUCGGCAGGAUGAGACCAAAGGAACCGGGGACCUCCGUACCAUCCCAAGGUUUGAGUGGGACAAACUUUUGGAGAAUGUGCAUUGUUUGAUCAUAAGUGUGACAAAGACUGACAAGCAGGAAGCUUAUAUACUCAGUGAGAGUAGCAUGUUUGUCUCCAAGAGACGUUUCAUUUUGAAGACGUGCGGAACCACCCUCUUGCUGCAAGCACUGGUCCCUCUGCUGGAACUGGCCAGGGAGUACUGCGGCUUUGACGCCAUCGAGAAUUUCUUCUACUCCCGCAAAAACUUCAUGAAGCCAACCCAUCAGGAGUUCCCUCAUCGAAACUUCCAGGAGGAAGUGGACUUUCUCAGCCAGAUUUUCCCUAAUGGUGCCGCCUACUGUAUGGGGCGUUUGAACUCUGACUGCUGGUACCUGUUUACCCUGGACUUACCAGAGUUCUGGGAAAACAAGCAUGCAGAUCAGACACUGGAAGUUCUGAUGAGCGACCUUGAUCCAGCCAUUAUGGACCAGUUCUAUAUGAAAGAUGGUGUUUCUGCAAGUGAUGUCACUCGUAUGAGUGGAAUUCGUGACCUGAUACCAGGUUCUGUGAUCGACGCCACAAUGUUCAACCCUUGUGGAUACUCAAUGAAUGGAAUGAAGACUGACGGAACUUACUGGACCAUCCACAUCACACCUGAGCCAGAGUUCUCCUACGUCAGCUUCGAAACCAACCUCUCUGCGACGUCCUAUGAUGAUUUAAUUAGGAAGGUGGUGGAUAUUUUCAAGCCAGGAAAAUUUGUGACAACCCUUUUUGUCAAUCAGAGCUCCAAAUGUCGCAGUGUCUUUUCUUCUGCCCAGAAACUUGAUGGCUACAAGCGUCUCGACCGCCAGUUGGCUCAGUUCAACGAUUACAAUUUCGUCUUCACCAGUUACUCCAAGAACCGUCAGCAGAACCAGCAGAGCUGAGGGUUGAGGAUGAAGAAGAGGCGUAAAAAGAAAGGCGGCCGCAGCCAGCCUUAUCCCCCAGUAGAGAGCUUGUCAUCCUCCCCCUCUUCCUCCCUCCUCCUCUGCUGCUGUCAUCAGUCAGAAUCAUCUGGUACUGACGCAGUCGGGAGCCCUAGUUUAACCUCCAGUUUGAAUUGUUUGCAAUGUUGUACCUGUGACCUAGAUCUCUUGCAUGAAAGCUCUUCUCUCCGUUUCGAUAUUCUAGCUCACUCUUGCUGUGAUCUUGAAGUGCAUGUAGAGGAAUUAAACACGCUCUGUUUGAGGCUGUCCACCUGUGCCCAGUACAACGGCCCCUUCCUGCAGGUCUCCCCCCUCAUCCCCAACAGACAAGGCUUCCGCCCUCACUAGGCAGGGCCCUGACAUGCUCAGAUCAGUCUUCCUCUUUAUGAGCUCAACUCGCCCUGACUUCCUGGCGUGACAAUUGGUAUUAAUGAAUCACUAUUGAUGAUAGAGUGCACUUUAAAAAACAGUUUAUUCAUGGUACUAAAAUGGGGCCAACCUUAUGUCUCAAGUCUUAUUGAAUGUAUAAGUCAUGGUAAGCUUUUGGCCCUUCUUAUCGUUGUCGAGUUUCAUAUUUGAGUUUCGUUGAAAACGAAUGCCAUACUUGCUGUUUGUUGGGCAGUUUGGUCUUUGGUUGCUGUAAACUGCUCUCGAGCAGAUUUCUGCUUUGCUGGGCCUUGAAGCAGUGUUCACAUUGGUUUCCCAGCACCUGCAUGCAUUCAAUCAUUUGUGCCCCUCCACCCGUACAAUCGUAGUCCUUGUGUUUACACAAUUAGACAAGCUUUUAAAGAUAUAUACCUGGAUAAUGUGUAUUUAUAUAUGACCCAUUUAAGACAUGAAAUAUGUGCACCUUUUUGCAUCCAGGCUUCUUUGUUUUACAGUGUGCUGUAUCUAUAAGAAGCUUCUGGGUAUUUACACCCCCACCCCUUCAAUUUAUUGCACUCUAAAUUUACACAUUGACACGAAUUGGUUAAAUUGUUCAAACUGAAUGUAGUACAGUCCAUGUUAAGUUGGCCUGUCCACCCGUCUUUUCGAAUGUACACGUCUCUAGAGAAAAGACUGGACCAGUCUGAAUGUACGACUCCAGGAGAGCACACCCGCACCCUCCCUCCCCUUCCCUCCCCCCUUCCCUCCCCUUCCCUCCCCCCACCACACACACACACACACACACACCGCUCACAAUGCCCUCUGCUGACCAGCCAUUGUCCAGCCCGCAGCAUGUCUCCCCCCUGCCAGAGUCAGACCGGCAGCUGGCCCCAGCACGGUGAUAUAACAAGGGUCUGUGCUCCUGGCUAUGCCCACGCCCCUGUGAAUGGGAAAUAAUGAAUUGGACACUUUUUGCUUAGUUGCCCAGCAAAGCAUUUUUCUUUUCCCCACAUAAUAUCCAUCCUCUCUCUGUCUCUUUCCGCCCCAUAAAGAAAUCUGUAAAUGCACAAUAGAGGCCCGCCAGUCUGAGCAUGCCAGGGUGAUCCCAGAUCAUUCCGCAUAUAACUGCUGCAUAAACUGCCAUUUUAUUAAAUUUAUUGUGUCCAGACAUUUUCUGCAGUGAAUUGGUUGAGUAGCAGUUUUUUCUUUUUGUUUGGAUCAGUGCUUUUUGUUCAUUGAGGGGGAAAAUCCUGUGACACUAUGGUGCAUGUGACUACUAGUGCCGUGCUUGCUUGACAGUGUAGUGUAGCGCCACCUUUUCCUCCUUUUCUGUCGGUAUGUCUGUGUGCUUCACCUUCCUCUUGUUUAACCAGCUGAAAUCGCAGCUAGAACAGCUGUGUCCUGAUGUGUUUUGGAUAGGUGCGGUCGGGUUAAAUUGUAAUUGAUCUUAUUUCAAGUUGUGGACAAGUUUUAAAAGCAGGUUAGGCUUCAUUUGCUAUUACUUAAUGUCAAACGUCCAAGGUUUGUCUCCUCCGCCUGCCAUUCAGCUGCGUGGUGGUUCCCGAAGCUUCUGCCAGAGAAUACAGUUUGGAUUUUGAACUGCGGAAGACAUGGUGUGGGCCUAACCUGCUUUCAGCCCUGCAGGGCAGUAUGUUCUCUCUGUAGAAUUGCCAACUACAGUGUGAUGAUGAGUUGAGGUUGGAACAGUUCAUGUAAUAACUGGCACUUGGAAUAGUUUACCUCUAGUUUGUCUGUCAUGGCUUUUUGGAGUGGUUUCAUUCUUUUCCUUUGGACCAAUCUCUGCUCUUACAUGAACUACUCCUCUCGCUGUCAAAUAACCUGAAUGAUCUGAUAGCACUGUUCCAAAAUAUGGACUCAGUUCAAUGUUAUCUACAUUUUACGAUGUUUUAUGUGGAUCACUGCAACUUUGUUUUCCUUCUUUUUAUACUGUGAACUCAAAAGGCGUUUUUGCAGUUGAACAGUGACAAUUUUAUACAAAAAUAUUCCUUAUUUUUGUCACGGACCAAUCCUUUUUUUUUUUCUGCCCCUUUUUGUCCUCAUGUUAUAAAAGCAAUGUUCAAAAAUAGUUUGUUAUAAAGUUGAGGGAUGAUCCUUUUCAUAGCUGACUAAAUCAUUUUUUAAUUAAUAUUCUUUCACUUCCUUUCUUUAGCAAAUUUUUUUUUAAAAUUGCAGAGAAAGGGAACAUAAAAGCUCCUCCCCCCCUGCCUGGUGAGAGAGGGCACAGUUGCAGGAUGUAUAAGGAUGUACUGAAGGAGAAACUUUGCUGUUUUAAUUCUUUCUUUUGCUGUUCUUUGGAUGGUCAAGAUGUGCUAAAUAUAUCUGUGCUACGAGCUUGAUGCUUAAAUAAAAAUACUUAUCCGUGCUAA
Messenger RNA from Scophthalmus maximus (turbot), 4013 nucleotides. RefSeq names its product adenosylmethionine decarboxylase 1 (gene amd1). Gene Ontology annotation, molecular function: adenosylmethionine decarboxylase activity. The coding region runs from base 211 to 1221 and encodes 336 amino acids. Gene Ontology annotation, biological process: spermine biosynthetic process; spermidine biosynthetic process. The record is from RefSeq and is a predicted model, not a curated record. Gene Ontology annotation, cellular component: cytosol. Lineage: Eukaryota; Metazoa; Chordata; Actinopteri; Pleuronectiformes; Scophthalmidae. The transcript has 9 exons.